Haliotis rufescens (red abalone) is the source of this 2861-nucleotide messenger RNA. RefSeq names its product serine/threonine-protein kinase 33-like. Gene Ontology annotation, biological process: protein phosphorylation. The coding region runs from base 337 to 1692 and encodes 451 amino acids. Gene Ontology annotation, molecular function: protein kinase activity; ATP binding. The transcript is spliced from 12 exons. The record is from RefSeq and is a predicted model, not a curated record. Lineage: Eukaryota; Metazoa; Mollusca; Gastropoda; Lepetellida; Haliotidae.
UUCAGCUCAUUGUUUGUGGGGUUGAAUUUCUGAGUUUUUGCUCUGCUCAUUACAGCCACGAAGGUUUUGAAUGGAGGAUUUGACAUUACGUCAAGCAAGGCUAUGUAGGCGUUCUAGACGACUUGCUGAAUCGUGAACUGCAUGCUUUGACUGUGAGAUUCUGGGAGUAAGCAUGACAGCCAUUGUGAACUGUACUAACCGAAGCCUGGUGCCACUGUUACCUUACUUUGAGUCUGAGCGGUGAAAGGACAUUGGGGAGAUUAUGAGCACUGUCAUGUAUACCUGUACGUUCAUAGCUUGAAAGAUGUUUAUGCCUGAGGUGAUGAGGGUCGCAAAAUGACCACAACAAUUCCACACAUACGUAUUGCUGAUGACAGCGCAGUCAAGGAGAGCUAUGAGGUGGGGAAGAAGCUUGGGCAGGGAAGCUUUGGGAAGGUCCAUGAGGCCCAGCACCGAGACACCAGCAAGUCCUGGGCCAUCAAGAGCAUCAACAAGGAGAAGGCGGGGAGCUCGGCUCUCAAGUUGAUAGAGCGGGAAGUGGCCAUCUUGAAGAGAGUAAAUCAUCCUAACAUCAUCCAGCUCAAUGAAGUACUGGAAUCCCCAACGCGGAUGUUCCUGGUGAUGGAGUUGUGUGAUGGAGGAGAGAUGGCUGACUCCCUGAAAGACAACAAACACUUUUCAGAAGCUGAUACCAAAACUGUCAUUAAAAGAUUAGCAAGUGCAAUCUCAUAUCUACAUAAAAAUGACAUUGUACAUCGAGAUAUCAAACUAGAAAAUAUUCUCCUCAGUCAAAACCCUGAUGAUCCACACGACAAGUUACAUAUUAAGGUGACUGACUUUGGAUUAUCUGUAGUGAAGGGAGGCGCGGGACAUGACAACAUGAUGCAGGACUUCUGUGGUACACCAAUGUACAUGUCCCCGGAGAUAAUCGACAACAAGACCUAUAGCCAGCAGUGUGACGUGUGGGCCAUGGGGGUCAUUAUGUAUAUCAUGUUGUGUGGGUACCCACCAUUCCGCAGUAAUGAUGAAGACUCCUUGUAUGAAAUUAUCAAGAAAGGAGAAGUAGAUUUUAGUGAGGAACCAUGGCCACAGAUCAGUGAAGAAGCAAAGAUGUGUAUCCAGCGAAUGCUGAAGGUUGACCCUGCUCACCGGAUGUCUGCGGCGGAAGUGCUGGACCACUCCUGGCUAACAGGCCAGACCCACGACAGCACGAAGCCAGUGAACGUUCUGGAGAUGAUGAAGGAAUGGGGUCCGGAGUUGAAGAAGGGGGGAAGCUGUGAAGAGAACCCUGAGAGUGCAAUAAAUGGGGACAGCCCAGACGGUGACAUCAAGGAGAGUGCCUCCUCCACCAGCGACAACACCUCCCACAAUGCUGCACCGGAUGCCGCCAAGGGUAGUUCAAGCGAUACAAGGAAGGGAUCUGGAGGAGGCAAACGGUCCAAUGACAGUCGCACACCGCCUAACUCUGGUACCAAACAUGGGGCUACAGGAAGAGGAACAAAGCCCGGAGGUAGUACAGGAGGUGCCACGAGGAUAAACCCAUCUACCAAACCACCUGCCACACAGACAGGAUCCAAACCAGGAAAUACCGGUGGAAGGACAGCUGGUGGUGGCACCGCCAAUAAGAAAACUGCUGUGAACUCGAACAAUACAAAAACACCAUCUGCUUACACAAGAAACCAAAAGAAAUAACCCCAAAUUAGUGUAGCAUUAAGUAUACCCUUAUUCCAACAGCACUGCUGUGGAUGGUGACUUUACAGUAUGUGUGUAUAUAUUUUACAUCUAUGUAUCGCUGAGUGAAGUGCUAACAGAAGAUUACCGGGCAAGAAGAUCCUUUCUUCAGGAGCAACCAUAUGCUGAUCAGUCAGGUCACAUGACUUGUUAGUAGGUCACAUGACUUGUGAGGAGGUCACAUGAUGUGUUGGCAGGCCAUGUGACUACAGGGGUUUUUCUGUGUGCUGAUGCUGCGGAAGUUUAGUGUGGAAGGGGAGAUAACUUGUUCCCGCUGUACUGUUGAUUUAUAUGUAGCUUGCUGAUUGGUUAAAUUAAUAUAAAUAAUCAUGUUUUUCUCAUUCUUGAUUACAUCAUGGUUGACAUUUGUAUUAAUAUAUUUUUUUGUGGGAGGGUUGAAAUUUUGUAUUGAGACUUUGUUUUUGUAGACAGAUUAAAUAACAGGACGACUGCACAAGUUUGGUUUCUAUCCAUGUCCAGUCUUUCUCCCUGCUUUGAUUGAAAUUGAUUGUCAAGUGGCCAAGUCUCAGACAGUGUUGGAAGUUGAAUGACAAUUUUUUGUAGUGAGAUCGACCUUGUUGUGAUGUUUAGAGAUGUGAUAUUUUAGACGUAGCCUUAUCCAAACUGCUGUGAAGAGUGAUAGGAAACAAGUGCCUUUCCCUGCUUGAACAGCCAUUCGGCAUUACACUUUCCUACUUCUAGGAAUGUACCAAUAUUGUAUAUUCAAAGUUUCAAAUGCAUUUAUUUUGUUAAAUGUGUGAUAUGUAAAAAGAUCCAUUGUAUAGAAUAGAAUCGUGAUAAGAAGCUUGUUAUCCAUGUCCUACAUAUCAGCAGUGAGUUUACACCACAAAGUACAAGAUCAGAGCUGCACUGGAAGCUUUUACCAUGGCCAUAUUCUACAUAAUCAGACAAAGAAAAAUAUACUCCACACUUCUCAUCUCUUUUUGAAAAUGUUUUCCCGCUAAGCACGCCCCAAUACCCAACAGUUGUGUGUCCCUUGUUAUGUGCACAUGUAUGUCCCCCAGCUCCCUACUCUGCUCCCUGAGGCCAUGCACUGUAGUGGAGCUCCUGGUGUUGUGAUAUAUAAAUCUGAUAUUGCACCUUUUCAACUGGAUAAAGGAUUCAAAAUA